AUGCCCCCCAAGCACCGCCGGGCCCCGGUGAAGAACCGAAGCGACGAGACGCAGCGCCUCUCUGGUGGCGAAGCACUACCAUUUCUGGCGGCCGCGUCUGCACGUCGCCCACACCACCUCGUCUCCCGCCUCUACCCCCCGUGGGGCAGUGGCUCAAAUGAGGCUGUCCAUCGCACGAGUGGAGGGACCCGCAACACCACCACCACCACCACCAAGGAUGGUGCAUCGGGUUCUGCCGCGGUCGCCUCCGUAAUGAUGCCUAACAGGGCCUCGACGAAGGAGCCAAACGAUACUGCAUACGCCCCUCGUGGCCGAGGGCGUGCUGGCCUACCCACUCGCGUCAGUAGCAACGGCAGAGAAAAGACGAGACCAACGGGUGUUGCCACAUCAAGUCGAAGGACCGACGACCGCCGCGCGUCGGCGGCGCGCAAACGACCCCGAUCGACGUCAACUAGCUCAUUCCCAGUGCCUGUUGAAGUUGAAAAGAGGGUUGCAGACAGCAACGACGACAGUGGUGUGGAGGCCGUCCACAACAGCAGUGAUGGAUCUCAACGCACAGAGGCGGUGCCAUGCACCACCGAGAUACCACCGGACGCGACACAGCUGUCUACGUCGCCUUCUCCAUCUCUUUCCCCGUUACCAAUGUUGGCUGAGCGCAGAGUACUGAAGGGUGGCGACCCUGGUGGAGGUGGUGCAGCUGGUGAAGACGCGUCUCAUGCCGUUGAAUGGCAGAGGCACCGCCUUCCUGGGGUGCAGGACCCUUCGCCAUCGGCAAGCGCGACAGCCACCGCCGAAGAGGUGGUUCUCUCUCCUGUGAGGCUCAGUGACGUGGUGACGCCGCAGAAACCGCCACUGCCCUGCACUGCUGUCUCCACGGUAGACAGCAAAGUCCUCUUCGCCGAGGAGGAAGACGAGGAGGAAGAGGAUGAGGAGAGGCAGGCAUGGCGGCUCAACCUCCUCAACGGGACCAGUGGUGACACGCGCCGGCUGGCGCGUGCUCAGGAUGAGAUACACGUGCUUGGGGAGCUGUCGGAAAAUUCCUCAAUCACCUCUGCUCGUCCGCAAGCGCUGCGACGCUCUUUGGACGCAAGCGGCGGCGGCGGCGACGAUCGCGUGCCACCAGCGGGGCGGGAAGUGACGGGGAGGGACACGGAGUUGCGGGGUGAGCCGCUGGGCGUAAGACGUAUCGACACCACCGCCGACAGCGGUGCCAACACAGUGUUCAGUGAUGAGGAUGACGAGGACGACGGAGAGGCGAGGCGGCGAACGCACAUUACGUACACAACACCCUCUUUGCAGUCCCCUUCUGCAGACGUGGGCGAGGGCGGCCCCAUCCCGGUGCUCGAGGGCUGCACACCGGGCGCGGCGGGUGCAGCCGCGACUUUAGCUGAAACGCUUGCUGUGCAAGACUUAUCGCUCCUCCCCGACGAGAAUGGGGGCGGUGCCACCGUUGCCGUUGGCGGUGUCGUGCACAGUGACAGCUGUGGGUACACACCACUGUUGUCUUCGUCUACUGGCCAACACACACCCCACUCGGCUAUCACAAACGAGAUGGUGCUUCCUCAGCUGCGUGGCGGCACACCUGGGGCGGCAGCGGCAGAGGAAGUGCUGCUGGGUGAGGGGUUUAUAUCCCCGCCGGUCAAGCGGGUCACGGCUACACCGCAGCAAGCCACCCAGCGUAUUGGAAUGACGACAGAAGACGGCACUGCGACUCGCUCAGGUGCAGCCAAAGCCGCAGCUGAUGCCUCUCGAGUGCAUGAGAACGCCUUGUCCAUCGGCGGCUCAACCUCAUCGAUGACAUUUUUGCCUACUCUGCCUUCCGCUACGCCAUGCGCUGUGACGGGUAUCGGUGGAGAGAAUGGUCUUAGACCCCGCGUGAAUAUGCCCCUAUCAUACUCUUCGGCUGACGCCGCCGCCUCAGAGACUGCAGAACAGUCGGCACCGCCGCCCAUGUCUCGAACCCCGUCAUCACCAUCGCUCCCGCCUAGCUCUCUCCCGUCUACACUUGACGACGGGCUCUGGAAGGAGAGUGCAGGGACCACGCAGCUGGACGUGGUGGAUGGCAUCGCUGUGAAUUCAGACUGCUCCCCCCCACAUUUGCAGCUCCGCCGUAGGGACGCUCCGGCUCCCCUUGCUCUGUCCGUCGCUGUUGCACCGCAGGAGAUGGUGCCGAUUGACCCAUUCCUGAGCACGCCACCACAGUUCAAGCAAAGAUCUUCUGUGAGAACAAAGGACACUAGCGGCGGUGGUGGUGGGCGUAUGCGAUGUGUACCACAACCCUCGGCUCGCAGAGGUGCCAGCAAAGAUGGCCACUCCCCUGCCACACCCGACUUUCCGUCUCACUUUUCUCUCCUCCCGACGAAGCAGUCUGCGACGAGUGACCCGCCCACAGUCACCGGGGCUGAGGUCGAUGUGCAGGUUUUGAGGGUGGGCACGCGGGUCGAAGGUCGUUGGGGACGACAAUGGUUUCCGGCGGUGAUCAGCGAAGCCCCGCGAAACGGCUUUGUGCAGAUUGAGUGGGAGGAGGACGGCUCACUGCUCCACGUGAGGCUUCGUGAGGUGCGACUUUUGCCUGGCGCCACGACCGCAUGGCGUGCGAGUGCCGUGUCCGCGAGCCGUGAAAGCAAUUGGAAUGCAGCUUCAGUAGGUGAGGCUGCUGCGACGGAGGACGGGCAUGACGUGCUGACCGGGACCCAGCUCGUGGCACUGAUGGACGCGGAGGACGCCGAGGAGAGCCGACAUGAGCCGAUGCCUCCACACAUCCGUCUCUCUGCUCCAUGCAGAGAGGCGUCGCCACCGAUGACGACACCCACGAACAGACAACUGGAGAGGAGCGCUGGGAAAGCCGCUGAGAGGGCCGAGGAGGACGUGGCGGUGAGUGCGCUUUGUGUGGGUUACACGCAUGGGGCGACUAGACAUGGCGCCGAUGCUGUGAGCGCGGACGGCAUCGGUCAUUCGGACCUCGGACGCAGCGCUGCACCCUCCGCUUGCACCGCCAACUCCGGAUCGCCGUCACGCUCUCCGGCAGCGACGUCCAGGGCACUAAGUCCGUCGCCAGGCGAGGCGCACCCCUCGUCUCUUUGUAUUUUUCUCCCCCAAACGGUGCGGCGCGACCUCCUGCAGGGUGAGGGCCUUCCGCCUGCAUUGACUUCUUCCUCACCGUUUCGCUACCGCGCGGGCCCGGCGACAGAGCUGCAACGACGCACAGAGCUUCAGCGUAUUUUACACUUCUUGACCAGCGCCGGGACGGUUUUGGUGGACUCUGUGGCACAGGCGGACAACAUUGCCGCCCAGCUCGGCGACAGUGGCGAAGUGAACGCGACCCGCUUCACUCGUCACCCGUCGCCGCUGGCAGCGGAGCAGUCCCACAGCGCCGACUCGCCGCUGAUGCACGUCUCCAAGACGGCGAGUGGGGUUAUCGGAAGUGGUGUAAAGCGGAAAGCGGUGGGGCGCGUGUCGCUGCCUCAGCGGAGUGCGAUGUCUGCCGUUGCUGUCACUUCCCAUGCACAGUGCUCGGCGCCGAAGUACUUCAUCUUCCUCGUCUCUUCUGCGGCCGCUAUUGUAAGCGACCUCGCUGAGGGAACUGAAAGGCCGAAUCGGCAGCACGGCAUGCUGUCCGAAGUGUGCUUGGCGCAUGCGUUGGGCGUCUCAGCAAUUCACGCCUCAUGGCUGUGGAGCAUCACCCCCGGCACCACGCGCGUGAAGCUGCCCACGCCGGCGGAUCAAGUCGAGCUUUUGCCAAGAGCUGGGCCAGAAAAAUGGACUGCGAGGAGAGACACUGGCACCUGUGCCUUAUCGACGAAGGCGCUGCCACUACCGCUGCGCUUCGCGCCGCUUGCAGUGAAAGACCGUUGGCUCAGCGCCAAAGACGUGGCCUUCGUCGUGCGAGACGACCGAAUGGAGAUGUGGCUCAACGUCGCCGGGGCGACCGUCACGGCAGAGCCGGCGCCGGCGCCAUCCUUUGACGUCGCCCGCGAGAGUUUGUCACGGGGCAGCAGCCGCGUCAGCGCACUUCCGUGUUGCUCGUCUGGGUCCCCUUUACAUUCACCGCCGCUCAGGCAGUCGCAUGCGGAGCGGAUGCCGGAUUUUGUUUACGUGCCCGACGAUGCGACCGUGCCUGUGGACUUGGACCGAUUGGGCAGUGUUCCAGUGCUGAAAGUACCAUGGCUGGCCGACGGUAUUGAGCAGCACUACCGUCAUUGUUGCAACCCCGCAUCGACAGCCGAGUCGGUGCUGCCUACACCACCGUUGCUGUCCUCGGUAUGGGGGGCUAUUCCCUACGCAAAACCACCAAAGGAAAGCCAUGUAAGGCACCGCACCAUGCUGCUCCAAUCAGAUUGCAUGCAAUCUUCUCCCUCAUCCCCGUCCGUGAAGCCGAGGGUGAAUGAGGCGGAGGGAAGUAGCCGCCCCAACGGUGCGCGUAGCAACGAGGUAGCCGCUGCGUUAACCCUCGCAAAUGAGAGGAAUUGCCCAAGUCAGUACGGCGGUGACGCCAUGCCCCCAGAGUUGGUGCCACAGCUUGCAGACUGCAGGGAGGGGAGCGCCGAUGGGGCGGCGCCAUCUGCCGCCCCGCCAAGCACGAGCGGCGGCAGUGCGGAUGAGGGUGUCGGUGACGCUGUUGGUGAGGUGAGGGGGAGCGUCAGCGAGGAGGAGGUGCUGACGCCGCGCAUCAGCAGUGGCGACGUGCAGGAACGACCACCUUCGCGUGAAGCGAAGGGGUUGGCCAACGCAGGUGGGUCCAGCGGGACUGCUGAGGAGAAGAGGGUCGACGCAGAGGUGGAGGACGACAUCAUACCGAGAGGGGUCGCCUCUACCAGAGCGACUGCGGCGAUUCUGCCAGGUGCAGUGGCUCCCACUGAACCCUCUGUGUGCACCUCUCAUCCUGGUAUCGCCAUUGGGGAGGACUACUACUUCACCUUCUCUGCACCUCCACCUCCAUCUUCUCCAUCGCCACCCCCGCAUGGCCCGCCACUGUCCAGCUUCCCCCUUCCUGGGUUGCCGACAGCGACGAUUGUGCUUGGCCGAGUCCUGGACUUGCAAGCGGACGCGCCGCCUUCGUCGCUGCUGCACCAGCACCUUUGGGCGGGUGGUGCCGCUUCAUCGUUGUCCUUCUCGCAAUCGCAGUGUCGUUGCCGUGUGACGCUGCAGCUGUACGAGCCCAAGUACGUCUCCAUGCACGUUGACCCCCGCUCGGGGGAGGUGGUACACCAGACCACCGUCUGUCUUGCCCAGCGUUGGCUCACUGUCCCAGGCACCUCGCUGCUCUACGACACAGCUGUGUACGUGAUCACCAGGGCCGCACGGCAGCACGUCUACUACUUAGAGGAAGAGGAGGGCGAGGUGACGGCACCGGCCAUAGGCGACAGUGCAUACUACUCCCAUCGGCAGCAGCGGUCGGUUCUCUGCGCCGUCUCUGCGCCACCGACCUCAGACCCUUCCCACAGUGCGACUAGGACGACGACAGAGACCACUUCUCCACCAGACUUCUACGAGCGACGCUCACUGUCGAAAGUAGCAUUGACGUCUUCCUCACCAGUUCCUGCGUGCUCGGCAACCAGAUGGUGUCGUCCGACCGCACCGCCACCAGGAGCGCUCACUUCCACGCCGCCCGUCGUGGACGAGUGCCGUCACUGGGAUGCCCUUGCUUCCUCGGGGACCUCUGAAGGAGCGACACGAGGCGGCAGCGAUGGCGUCAUCAACAAGCGACGACAGCGCGACUGGGCACUACAGGCAGCCGAGGCAAUGCGCAGGACCCCCGUUUCUUCUGUGCUGCAAUCACCAGACAGAGGUGUCAGCGCGCAGAGGGAAAGUACUCAGCGCACGCCAGAGGGGCGAGCCAGUGCGGAUGUCUCCGAGCCCCAGAGGUUGACGCAAUCAACGGUACUCGGCGGGAGUGGGCCAGCAUCGCGAUCUCCGGCCUUUGAUCUAGCUGAGCUGGGCCAGCCACCGUCAUCGGUCGCUAUCGCUGCCGUCGGCAGCACGUCUUCCUCCCUGAAGGGUUGUCCAGCACGCCAGUCGCUGCAGCGAAGAGUGACACUGGGCAACUCCCCUCGACCUGUGCAGCUUAUCACCGAGCUGCCGCUACACCUAGGUAACAAUACAGUGGUGCUUCGUCCCAACAGCCACAUCUCCUUCUACCCGGACAGCUCGCUUUCAUUUUCUGAGCAUCUUCCAGGGUGUCGGUCACUUGCGGCAGGUCGUGAUAGCGGCCUCCAGAGCCACAGUGGUAACAAGGAAGAUCGCAGAGGCCUCAGACAGCCGACUCUCAUCAAUACGGCAAGGGUUGCCGAACGCACCACUGGCGAGCCAGUGUAUCGCAAUGGCGACGGCGAUGGUCCCGCAGGCAGCGACACCAAGAGCGACACCAGCGAGGAAAUCGUCGUCGAGGCCCCGCUGAUCGGGCGGGUGGAACUGAUGCGAGAGGUGGAAGGCGUGAUUGACAUUGUGGUGCACACUCCACAGCCGAACAGCGUCUUUGGCGGCUCUAGAAUGUAUCGAAUCACCCCUGGCAUGAUUGUGGAUGCAUCUCCGUGA
Leishmania braziliensis MHOM/BR/75/M2904 is the source of this 6534-nucleotide messenger RNA. RefSeq lists its product as hypothetical. The record is from RefSeq and is a predicted model, not a curated record. The transcript has a single exon. Lineage: Eukaryota; Euglenozoa; Kinetoplastea; Trypanosomatida; Trypanosomatidae. The coding region runs from base 1 to 6534 and encodes 2177 amino acids.